GAAAGUUGAUUAGUCAAAAUACUUCCAGAUCCACAGAUUGCCAUCUGAGAGGCCAUGAGAUGCUGGAGAAGAAAGAAGAAGAAGGAGAAGGAGAAGGAGAAGGAGAAGGGGAGAAAGUGUUUCCUGAAAAACGGAAGCACGUUUCUUGAGCAACUCAUCGCGGACUGUAACGGCAUAUCAAACCCUAUCCGUAUGUUCUCUUCCGAUCAAAUUUUCAAGGCCACAGAUCACUUCGAUCCCACGUGUUCUCUCCUUGUUGAUCCAUCAGGGUCCAUCUGGUACGAGGGCGCCAUCAAUGGCAGAUCUUACUCGAUCAAGAAAUUUACAGUUACAGGCCAAGUGGUCGGUGGAGAAGAAGAGAGAACUUCUUACAACGAUAUUGUGUUAUCUGCACGGGUAAGCAAUCACAUUGGUUUCUUCAAACUCAUUGGUUGUUGUCUCGAGUUUCCUCUUCCGGUGAUGGUAUUUGAAGACCUAGAAUAUAGAGCUUUAAAUGUUCGAGGAAGUCUUGGUUCGGAGGACGCACCUCUGUUGCCUUGGAGUGUACGUUUGAAGAUUGCAAAGGAAGUUGCGGUUGCUAUAACUUACCUUCACACUGCUUUCCCUAGAAUCAUUAUACACCGAGAUAUCAAGCCUAGGAAUGUUUUCUUGGGUAAAAACGGGACUGCUAAGCUCACUGAUUUCUCGCUUGCCGUUACACUCCCUGAGGGUAAGUCGUGGAGUGAAGAAGAUGGGGUGAUUGGAACUUACGGAUACGCAGAUCCUAUUUAUUGCUCGACGGGCAUACUGACUGAAUAUUCAGAUGUGUACAGUUUUGGAAUCCUUAUGUUGGUUCUUCUUAUGGGGAAACGACCAAAUAUUAUAAAUAAUAAUCGUUAUUCUACGUCCCUUCUUGAACAUGUGAAGGAUCUGAAGGAGAGAGGAGAACCUGUUGAGUUCGGGGGUGAUUCCAACAACAUGAGGCCUGGUCAGAUGAAUAUGUUUCUCGACCUGGCAUUAAGAUGCUGCGAGGAGAGGAAUGAAGACAGGCCAAAGAUGAUCUUUGUUGCAAAACAGAUUAAGCUUAUAGAACAAGCAUCAGUUCGUCUCUCUCUCACACAACGGCGAUGGAGUGCUGGAGAAGGAAGAAGGAGAAGGGCAAGGCGAGAGAAUGCUUCCUCGAAAACGGAAGCAUGUUUCUUGAGAAACUCAUCGCCGACUGUAACGGCAUAUCGAACCCUAUCCGAAUGUUCUCUUCCCAUCAAAUAUCCAAGGCCACCAAUCACUUCGAUCCCAAGUGUUAUCUUCCUGCGGUUCUAGCUGAAUAUUCAUAUUGGAGGUUCAGCUUUUACAAGGGCGUCAUGGAUGGCAGAUCUUACGCGAUCAAGAGAUUUCCAUUUGCAAUGUGUGAAGAAGAGCAUGCUUACAACGAUAUUGUCUUGUCUGCUCGGG
Messenger RNA from Raphanus sativus (radish), 1431 nucleotides. Its product is annotated as serine/threonine-protein kinase ZRK1-like. The record is from RefSeq and is a predicted model, not a curated record. The coding region runs from base 55 to 1299 and encodes 414 amino acids. Gene Ontology annotation, biological process: cell surface receptor signaling pathway; protein phosphorylation. Lineage: Eukaryota; Viridiplantae; Streptophyta; Magnoliopsida; Brassicales; Brassicaceae. Gene Ontology annotation, molecular function: protein serine/threonine kinase activity; ATP binding. The transcript is spliced from 2 exons. Gene Ontology annotation, cellular component: plasma membrane.